Messenger RNA from Scatophagus argus, 2487 nucleotides. It is a transcript of the gene hsc70, whose product is annotated as heat shock cognate 70. Gene Ontology annotation, molecular function: misfolded protein binding; ATP hydrolysis activity; heat shock protein binding. The coding region runs from base 155 to 2104 and encodes 649 amino acids. Gene Ontology annotation, biological process: vesicle-mediated transport; cellular response to unfolded protein; protein refolding. Gene Ontology annotation, cellular component: nucleus; plasma membrane; cytoplasm. The transcript is spliced from 9 exons. The record is from RefSeq and is a predicted model, not a curated record. Lineage: Eukaryota; Metazoa; Chordata; Actinopteri; Scatophagidae.
CUAUAUACACUCGGGAGCACAGACACUCGCCCUCUUAGUCCACCUGCCAGGAGAGGGAAGGGAGUGCUGGAGAGGAGUGUUGUGUGCUUGGCAAAAACAAAGCGGCGCUCAGAACUCAGUAAACUCUCCAGUCUUGAACAUCUGACAGCGCAAGAUGUCUAAAGGACCAGCAGUAGGAAUUGAUCUGGGCACCACAUAUUCCUGUGUGGGCAUCUUCCAACAUGGCAAAGUGGAGAUCAUUGCCAAUGACCAAGGAAAUAGGACCACGCCCAGCUAUGUGGCCUUCACAGACACUGAGAGACUGAUUGGUGAUGCUGCCAAGAACCAGGUGGCCAUGAACCCAGCCAACACUGUAUUUGAUGCCAAGCGUCUGAUUGGUCGUAAGUUUGAUGAUCCUGUGGUGCAGUCAGACAUGAAGCACUGGCCUUUCAAGGUUGUGAAUGACUCAUCCAAACCCAAGAUGGAAGUUGAAUACAAGGGGGAGUGCAAGACCUUCUACCCUGAAGAGAUUUCCUCGAUGGUCCUCACCAAGAUGAAAGAGAUCUCAGAAGCUUAUCUUGGCAAGCCUGUGAACAAUGCAGUUAUUACAGUUCCUGCUUACUUCAAUGACUCCCAGCGUCAAGCCACCAAAGAUGCUGGAACCAUUUCUGGGCUUAAUGUGCUGCGCAUCAUCAAUGAGCCCACAGCUGCAGCCAUUGCUUAUGGCCUGGACAAAAAGGUUGGUGGCGAACGUAAUGUUCUUAUCUUUGACCUUGGAGGUGGUACUUUUGAUGUGUCAAUCUUGACUAUUGAGGAUGGCAUCUUUGAGGUCAAGGCGACAGCUGGUGACACUCACUUGGGUGGUGAAGACUUUGACAACCGCAUGGUUAACCACUUCAUUGCUGAGUUCAAGCGCAAGUUCAAGAAGGAAAUCAACAACAACAAGCGUGCUGUGCGUCGCUUGCGCACAGCCUGCGAGCGUGCCAAGCGCACCCUUUCCAGCAGUACCCAAGCCAGUAUUGAGAUUGAUUCACUCUACGAAGGAGUAGAUUUCUACACUUCCAUUACCAGGGCCCGUUUUGAGGAGCUCAAUGCAGACCUAUUCCGUGGAACCCUCGAGCCUGUGGAGAAAGCCCUGAGGGAUGCCAAGAUGGACAAGUCCCAGAUUCAUGACAUUGUACUGGUGGGUGGUUCCACACGUAUCCCCAAGAUUCAAAAGCUGCUGCAGGAUUUCUUCAAUGGCCGUGACCUCAACAAGAGCAUCAACCCUGAUGAGGCUGUGGCCUAUGGUGCAGCCGUGCAGGCAGCCAUCUUGGCUGGUGAUAAGUCUGAGAAUGUGCAGGACCUGCUCCUACUGGAUGUCACGCCCUUGUCCCUGGGAAUUGAGACUGCUGGAGGAGUAAUGACAGUCCUUAUCAAGAGGAACACCACCAUUCCUACCAAACAAACCCAGACCUUUACCACCUAUUCAGACAACCAACCUGGUGUGCUUAUUCAGGUUUAUGAAGGCGAGAGAGCCAUGACCAAGGACAAUAAUAUCCUGGGCAAAUUUGAGUUGACCGGUAUUCCACCUGCUCCCAGAGGUGUCCCUCAGAUUGAGGUGACCUUUGACAUUGAUGCCAAUGGUAUUCUCAAUGUAUCUGCAGUGGACAAAAGCACUGGAAAAGAGAACAAGAUCACCAUCACCAAUGACAAAGGGCGGCUGAGCAAAGAGGACAUUGAGAGAAUGGUGCAGGAGGCAGAGCAGUUCAGGGCUGAGGACGAGGUCCAAAGAGACAAGGUCACAGCAAAGAACUCCCUUGAGUCUCUGGCUUUCAACAUGAAGAGCACUGUGGAGGAUGAGAAGCUCCAAGACAAGAUCAGCCCUGAGGACAAAAAGACCAUUGUAGACAAGUGCAAUGAAGUCAUUGCCUGGCUGGACAGGAACCAGACAGCAGAGAAGGAUGAGUAUGAUCACCAGCAGAAGGAACUAGAGAAGGUGUGCAACCCCAUCAUCUCCAAGCUGUACCAGGGGGGUAUGCCUGGAGGGAUGCCUGGAGGGAUGCCCGGAGGGAUGCCUGGUGGUUUUCCUGGUGGAGCUGGAGGUGGCUCCUCCUCUGGCCCAACUAUUGAGGAGGUCGACUAAACACUCUUGCUGACAGUUUAUCUCAAAUCCCAACAUAUACUCAAUGUUUUAAAGCUACUUACUUACCUAGAAGACACAUCCAACACUUAAGAUCAAAGUCUUAUUUUGAUUAAAAUUCCUUCUGUAAUGUUAACUCAAGAUUAAGAUUCUUAAGAUUCUUAAGAUUAAGAUACUUAAGAUUCCAAUAUUUAGCAAAUCUAACUAAAAAAAUCUGACACUUGCACACAGUUACAAUAUUCAGUCACAUAAGACAUUAUCAGUCUGUUUCCUGUUCUUAUUUAUCUUUCCAACGAUAAACUGCAUGAAGAAUUAAAGUUACCUCUUUCUAUCUGUGAUUUCACAACAAUAAACCAAUAAAUGGAGAUUCUUAUUUGCAAAAUGAA